Lemur catta (Ring-tailed lemur) is the source of this 1368-nucleotide messenger RNA. RefSeq names its product stum, mechanosensory transduction mediator homolog (gene STUM). The record is from RefSeq and is a predicted model, not a curated record. NCBI's taxonomy places the organism in Eukaryota, Metazoa, Chordata, Mammalia, Primates, Lemuridae.
AUGGAGCCUUCGCUCAAAGACCCCGAGACGGCGGCGGCGGCGGCGGCGGCGGCGGCGGACCCCCGGGGGGCGUCCUCCUCCAGCGGGGUGGUGGUGCAGGUCCGCGAGAAGAAGGGCCCCCUGCGCGCCGCCAUCCCCUACAUGCCCUUCCCCGUGGCUGUCAUCUGCCUCUUCCUCAACACUUUCGUGCCGGGACUGGGGACGUUCGUCUCGGCCUUCACCGUGCUGUGCGGGGCGCGCACUGACCUCCCGGACCGGCACGUGUGCUGCGUCUUCUGGCUGAACGUCGCCGCGGCGCUCAUCCAGGUCCUCACGGCCAUCGUCAUGGUGGGCUGGAUCAUGAGCAUCUUCUGGGGCAUGGACAUGGUCAUCCUCGCCAUUUCCCAAGGCUACAAGGAGCAGGGCCUCCCACAGCAGCUGUGAGCCCUCAGGGGCCGCCGGGGAAGUCCAGGGAGGGCUGCACCAGACAGCUUCAGGCACAAGGAUCUUUACGUGUUCUCUUCUGCCAUUUUCCAGAUUUGGGGUGGAAGGGGGGUAUUUUUAAAAAUAUUAUUUAUUUUGAAAACGUACCUGCUUUUCUCAGCGGGUUCUGAGGGCCACCAAUCCCUGCUCCUGCUCGGGAAGGCGCUGGAGCACCAGAGCGGUGGGGGGCGGGCAGAGACGGGACAGGCGAGGCUGGAAGGCUCCCUGCCCCCUGCUCGGGCCGUGGUGGGCCCCGUCCUGGUGAGCGGGGGCUCGGCAAGGGGACAGGACUGUGGUGGACACUUCCUCUGGGUCCCCACUCCCUGCCUCAAACUCUGGUGCCCCGAGUGUUUUCUCUGUGGUCUCCUGGGGCGAUGCCGGAGUCGGGGUGAGGAUGGCCAGACUCCAGCCCAGCGUGGAAAGCGCCACUGUCCCCACAGCUGGCCUGAGGCCUCGAGGAGAGGACAAGUCCCAUAGGCCUGCCCUCCCUGAGUGCCACCCCAGCCUCCUUGUCCCUGAAAUCCACGGGCUGGGUGUGCUUCGACCUUUGUUUCCGGGGGAGGGAGGUGAGAGGCUCCACCCCGGGGCGAGGCUGCUGGAAUUGCCAUAUGUCCACGCACAGAGUCACCAGCCCGAAGCGUGCGUGGGCACAGACCGGCCGGCAGCCUCUCACAUACCCUUACACCAUUUCUGGCCCACACUCCUUUCUCUGAAAUUCUUGGGGCCAGAUGGGUCUCUGAAUUCAGCAGUGUUAGAUUUGAGAGUGAUAAGAUGAUCCAUUUGCCGAAUAUUUUCAUAACACCCUGGCGGAGUCUGGAACAUGCCACCCACCAUCCAGCACGUGGAUAUUUCUGCAGAGAAACGUGUGGCGAGUCAGACUAACUGGGAUCAAUAAAAACUGUAAAU